AUGGGAAACCCUGAAGAGCAGAAUCCUGGCUACCCUCAUCAAAAUCUGAUGGGCGCACCAGACCAGCCGUACCCUGCCUCAGCUCCUCCAAUGGGCGCUCCUCCAGCAUAUGGCGAUGUCUACGGAACCCAGCCAGCUCCAAUGGGCGGACCUCCUGUUGCAGGAGCUCCUCCAGUUCAAACUCAACAACCAGCUUAUGCUCCUGGCUAUGCUCCUCCUCAGCCGCAAGCUGCCGGUUACGGAACAGCUCCAACAACAGUGAUAAUCCAGCAACAAGCUCCGCCAACAAUCAUCAACCAGCGAUUUGGCAGUCAGCCACAGCAUUGCAUCUGCCCACACUGUCAGCAUCAGGGUGUCUCAAAGGUUCAUCAUGAAUCUGGCCUUGGAACCUGGCUUGCUUGUGGUGGAAUUUGCCUCUUUGGUUGCUGGGCCGGAUGCUGCCUCAUCCCCUUUUGCCUCGACGAUCUUAGAGACACAGUUCACAAGUGCGAGAAUUGCAACAAGCUGAUCCGAGUGAAAAAGCUCAUCUCCUAA
This is a messenger RNA of Oikopleura dioica, 534 nucleotides long. Lineage: Eukaryota; Metazoa; Chordata; Appendicularia; Copelata; Oikopleuridae. The record is from the annotation of a GenBank genome assembly.